GCAUUCUGUAGUCAGAAUCAGACAGUACGACGCCAUUUUAUAAGUUGUUUGUAAUUGUAACGCAUCUGAAAAAGUCCUAGAUGCACGUAAUGAGGCUGAAGUUUGGGGAGCGCCGUCGGAAUGACUGGACUUGCUGUUUUUGCUGUCACGUGAGGACAGGCACAAUAUUCCUAGGACUAUGGCACCUUAUGCUGCACGUGCUGGCGUUGUCGGUGAUGGCGGUGGUGCUGCGCCACCCGGAGAUGGUGGGGGACCCGGCGGAGAGCCUGGGGCCCGCCCUGCCCACGCCCCUCAGCGAGGUGGACGACGAGCCCGCCGUGGGCAUCAUCAGCCCCAACCUGGGGCCCAACAUCGAGCUGAGCUUCUCCCAGCAGGACGGGCCCCGCCACCAGAGCAAGCCCGACCUGGCCGUGGAGCACGCCUACGCCAACUUCUUCGCGGAGCGCCGCUUCAACAACGAAGACUUGAAUGUUGGAGUUGUAGUGACGUUCUGCACUUUCGCCAUCACGCUGCUGAUGGUGUUCGGUGCAGUGAAGGGCAAACCAUCGUACUUGAUGCCAUUCUUCUGUCUUCAAGUAUUUGACUUCUGCAUUGCCAGCCUGACGGCUGUGGGCUACCUGUGCUACCUGCCGGAUAUCCACCGCGUGGUGGCCCAGAACAUGCGACUGCCGUUCCGGGAUGAGCUACUGCGCCUCAACCCCCAGUGCCUGUCCCUGCUCGUCCUGCUGUCCUUCAUGAUCGCCAUGAUGGUCAAGGCGUACUUCAUUGGAGUGGUGUGGAGCUGCUACAAGUACCUAAGCCUGCGUCUGGUCGCAGCCCAACGUACCAUCCACUACAUCGACCCCGACAGCCAGUCCCUGCUGCCCGACCUGCCCGACUACGAGACUGCCAUGGGCGACCCUCGCUUCGCAGCGGCCAUGAAGAAGUUCCCGACCCCUCCCCCGUCCUACACCGCCGCCGUGGCCACGGUCCCUCCGGUCCCACUGGCUGUGUCCAUCCCCGCGGAAAUCCCUGUUACCGUGGCGAUGCCUAUGUCCGCACCCCCUUCCCCGGCCGCCACCCCCACCCCCACCCCUACUCCCACCCCCACCCCCACCCCUGUAGCCCUUUCCCCACAAGUCAACCCAUGAGUGGGUGACGGGGGCAGAUGUUAGCUAGCAUUGCUUUCAUCAACUUGUUAUGUUAACCUUUCAGGCAUACUGGUUCUCGGCUAAUAUCUCUCAACUGUCUUGUUAGCGUGGCGUGUGUGAGAAGGAAGUAACAUCCGAGGUGAGCGGGCUGAGGAUUUGUGGGUUCCUCUGUAGCAUUUAUUGGCAAGUGAUCAGGUUCGACUUGCCAUCAAUCCUUGCUUACAUCAUAAUUUUUAUUUGGUUCAAGUGUUUUUGCUGUGCUUCAAAUUUUGCAUCUCAUUUUUUUGUUCCAAAUUUAGCAUUUUUGCUUGUGCCUCCUGAUCAAGAUUUAGUUUAGGAGACCCGCAAGUAUUUGGCUGGAAUUUUUGUGCCUUUGAUAAAAAUAUUUUUCUCUAUUAUCCUUACGUUGGUGUUUUAAUUUAUCUGCCAACCAAUGCUAGUGCAUGGUAUGGAAAUGCUUUAUUAACUAGUUAUGGUAUUGUAGCUUUAUUGGUUAUCAGAUUUUUGUUGCACAUUUUGUUUCUGUGGUCACAUUAACAUGACAGGGUAGUUUUAACUUAACACUGUAAUCUAAUUUAAUCAAAUGUUUUAAAUCAAAUUUUUAUUUAAGUAAGAACAUGUUACAGAGAACAAAACUAUCUAUAUUAUAAUUUUUAAUCGGUAAUAAACUUCGUAGUAAUUAAAGAUUUCAGUGAUUUAUCUUGGUGAAGAAAUGAUUUUUAUGUUUAAUUUGGCUCACUUAUGAUGUGAAAGAGUAGAAAAUACUUUUUUUUUUAAAAAAAAAUAUACAUAAAUAGAGAAGUAAAAUGGUAGUUAUUACGUUGAUAUUAUUUUUACACAUCUCCUUAAUAAAGUGCAUUGUUUCGUGUGCUAAGGGUUUAUUAUUAUUAUUACAGUCAAACCUCGCUCGUACGGCCCCUGGUUCGUACGUACACCUCGGUCGUACGUACAGAUUUCAGGAACCGUGAAAAAUAAGGCAAAAAAUUUUUAAAAAAAAGUUAAAAAAUAUGAAAAGUGUAAGAAAUACGUUAAAGUUUAUUAAAAUACAGUCGUAACCUGCAGCGUUUAUAACAAAUAUGGGCAACAUACACAGUAAAAAAUAAAAAGCAGCAAAUUGAUGGAAUUUACCGUCAAUAGCGCACCGUACGCGGAGAAAGGUCAUUGUAUUCGGUCAGCUGUUGUUAUGGCACGGCGAAGCCGGCUGGCUCUCUUUGUUCCCUGAGCUGCGCAUGCGCAGUAUAACACUCUACGCUCCGCCCAGACUCGUGACGUUCCAUCAGCAGCCAGCCAAUAGACGCGAGCUUAGCGGAAAAAAAUAUAAGCUCUACCUCCCGUGUACCAGUUUUGUCCAGUUCUAAUACCGGUUUAUUGGUAUACGCACCAGUUUUCUCGCUGCCGUGACAUGUUCAAGUUUACGUUCAUCUUGAUGUCUUGAUACCAAUGAAUAAUUAUUUACAAUCCCCAGAAAUAAAUGGUUAGUUAAAAAAUAUGCAUCAACUGUGUAAUACUUCUUAAAUUAUAAAAUACGUAUAAAACAGUUAUAAGACACCGCUCAUUUUAUUUUGUGAAUAUUAUAUCUCAUACGUACCAGUAUUUCAGCUAAGUUAUGAAAUAAAUACAGUAUCAGAACUUACAAGCCACGUAAUAUUUCCGUUACGUUCAUACAUUCGUGAGUUUACGUUUUUGCCUCGUGCAUUUUAGAUCGUCUCGUGCUAUAAUUACUCGGACUUAUUGCUACUCUUAACUGAUUUGGAUUAUGGAUUUUGGUUGGAUUACUUUGGAUUUCUUUUUCUUGACUUGGCAACGAAUUUCAUCUGGAUUUAGAUUUUUUGUUUCAUUACUUGGAUUUAUUUUGCUUCGGUUUUUGGAAGACCUUCGCUACUUUUUGGACACGCAUUUCGUACAUCAUGAGCGGAAGCAAGAGAAAAGCUAUUACGCUUAUGGAAAAAUACGAAAUAAAAUAAACUUUUCUAUAAAAUAUAUAUAUUUUGCGAUUUAAAAUGCUCAUUGCAGCCUAUAAACGUUACGUUUUUCAUGAUGUUUUUAGGCCUACUAGUUAAUCUUAUCUACAUUUAUAAAGAACCCACUGUAUUUUUUUUUAUUUGAGCAAAUAUGUUAUGCGUUAAUUCCAGCAUAAUAAACAUACGUACAUGUAAAAAAUUUACUUGUUUGCCAAAGGCACGCACAUGUACGUGCCGUGUAUAGACACGGUAACGGCAAUUCAUUUCCCGUGGCAGCGGUGGGAAAAAAAUGGGGGGGGGGGGGUAGUAGCCACAAAUGGACGUAAUUUGGCUUCACUGGUUCGUACGUACAACUCGGUCGUACGGACAAAUUUUGGAGAACCGUGAGUGUACGUAAAAUCGAGGUUUGACUGUAUUAUUAGCAUGCAUUUGUAAGGAAGAGAAAAUGUUAUCCUUUUCUAUUACGCAGCCCUCUUUGUGAUUUGAGUUUCAUACAGGAUAAAAUGUUUAUUUCUUAGGGGUUUGUGUGUGCUAAUCAGAAAAUGCAAUGCUAUGUUGGAUAUUUCAUACAGUGGACACUUCACGUUUCAAUGAAAAUGUGCAUCGGAAGAAAAUCAGUGUAAGGAAGUAGUUUUCAUGUGCACAGUAUUAUAGGCAUCACAAAAUGUUCGAAUUUUUUUUGUAAUGACUAGUUUAUAUAUGCAUUAAAACAGUAUUCCGUUUUUGGAGAUAUGCCUUUGUGGGGAUGGUUUUUAUUUGGGGUCAAAAAAGUUCACUUUUUCUAUUAUAUGUAAAGGCUAGAAGGAAAAUAUUUUCCUAUUAACAUCGCAGUAGUGGCAACACUUCAUUACUCUAUAAAAUCAUUCAAAUAUGCACAGGUUUUAAUUAUGCUAUCAGUUUUCAACAUGUAAUAACUCAUCAGGAACAGUAUUUACAAAAGUGUGGACAUACAUUUUGAGAAGUUUGUUGUUGUAACACUGUGAACCAAGUCCAUGCUUCAGGGUUCACAUGAUAGAACAGUUAGAAUUUGAAAGAGUCAAAUAAAAUUAGUGUAUAUUUAAUAAACUGCAUUAGUAUUGAGUUUCUGUAAUUGUUAUAUUUCCUGUGUGUGUGUAAAAUAAAGUUGUAUAAAAUUAUGUGUGUGUUGUAUGAAAUCAUAUUUCUUGUUAAUUUAAAUAGUGAACAGUUUUCAAGUAUAUGUUUAUAAAGAGCUGUGAAAUGUAAUGUAUUAUUCUGUAUUUAAUGUUAUAAUUGCAAACAUUUGGAAAUAAAUUUUUUUUUCUGAAAAA
Bacillus rossius redtenbacheri is the source of this 4380-nucleotide messenger RNA. RefSeq names its product lysosomal-associated transmembrane protein 4A. Gene Ontology annotation, cellular component: lysosomal membrane. The transcript is spliced from 6 exons. The record is from RefSeq and is a predicted model, not a curated record. The coding region runs from base 81 to 1130 and encodes 349 amino acids. Lineage: Eukaryota; Metazoa; Arthropoda; Insecta; Phasmatodea; Bacillidae.